Messenger RNA from Gavia stellata (red-throated loon), 1456 nucleotides. RefSeq names its product serine protease inhibitor 2.1. Lineage: Eukaryota; Metazoa; Chordata; Aves; Gaviiformes; Gaviidae. Gene Ontology annotation, biological process: negative regulation of endopeptidase activity. The transcript has 4 exons. Gene Ontology annotation, molecular function: serine-type endopeptidase inhibitor activity. The coding region runs from base 1 to 1260 and encodes 419 amino acids. The record is from RefSeq and is a predicted model, not a curated record.
AUGAAGUAUCUCCUGUGCCUGUGUUUACUCCUUGCUGUUCUUUGUGCCGUAACCCAUUGCCGCCAUGAAGACAUCUGCCAUGAAGUCAAUAAUACUAAACUGCAUGAUGGAACAGAAAAUUUAUUAACACAUAACUGUGACAAGCAAGGCUCUAACUAUGCAGAUUUUGUAUUUAGAUUUUACAAGCAGGCUAUAUCAAAAGAAGCUGAUAAAAAUGUUUUCUUUUCUCCCAUGAGCAUCUCCACUGCCUUUGCCAUGCUGGCUGUUGGUGCGAAGUCAACCACCCUGUCUCAGAUUUUUGAAGGACUGGGCUUUGACGGUCUGACUGAGACUCACACACAUGAUAUACAUGAAAGCUUUCAUAAAGUUUUAGCAGUAUUGAACUGUACUGAUGUUAACAUCACAUUAAAUAUAGGGAAUGCCCUUUUUACAGCUAUUGGGUAUGAACCACAGGAGACAUUUUUACAAAAUACCAAACAAUUUUAUGAUGCAGAAUUUUUUUCUAGCGAUUUCCAUAAGCCAAAAGAAGCUAAGAAGCAAAUCAAUAAAUAUGUAGAGGAGAAAACCGAGGGCAAAAUUCCUGAAUUAAUUGGUCAUCUUGAUCCAAGUACUGUAUUGGUUCUUGUUAACUACAUUUAUUUUAAAGCUGCCUGGGAAAAGUCUUUUGAUCCUUUGAGUACAUACGAGGAUGUUUUUUUUGUGAACACAAAAGAAUCCGUUAGAGUCAACAUGAUGCAGCGUGAUGGUAACUAUGGCAGUUACUAUGACCAGGAUCUCUCUUGCGAGGUGGUAGAGCUGCCUUACCAGGGCACUGCACGAGCAUUGCUCAUUCUGCCUGACGAUGGAAAGAUGAAGCAAGUGGAAGAUGCUCUCUCCAAGGAAACUGUUUGUAAAUGGGAUAACAAACUUGCAACCAGGAGAUUACAUCUGCAGUUACCAAAGAUUUCUAUUAGUGUGUCUUAUGACGUUAAAAAACUGUUCAAGGAAAUGGGAAUUACUGAAGUAUUCUCUAGUAAUGCUGAUCUGUCUGGAAUUAGUGGCAGCCGUGAUCUUCAGGUUUCACAAGCAAUUCACAAGGCCCUGCUGGAAGUUGAUGAGGCUGGAACUGAGGCUGCAGGAGCCACAGCUGUAAUCGUUAACAGAGUGUUCCGUCCUUCUGUUACCAUCAAAUUCAACAGGCCCUUCAUUAUAUUGAUUUCUGACAAAGCAACCGGCACCACACUUUUCAUGGGGAAAAUUGCCAAUCCUACUAAGAAGUAACUGCUGAGUUACUGGGCAUGUUGGUUGUUGGCAUGAGUUACAAUGGCUGUGGUGUUCACACAUGUGGGCUAGUUAGUGCUACUAACUACUCUCUGAUUAAGGCAUAUUCAGAAGUAGAUGAGGAAAUUCCUUAUCCAACAAAUAAGCUAAAAAUUGUAAAAAAACCCCAAGCAACUGACAGUUUUAAAAUGUAACA